UGUAGUGCCGGCUUUCUGCGGGGUGGACGGAAGUCCUGCCUGCAGCUUCGCGCCUCUUUCGGGGAUUCCGGAAAUGCACUGGCUGCUCCCUCCCACAGCUCUGUGGUGUGCUAUGCGCGCUGUGGGAGGGGGCAUCGACCUCGGAGGAGGAGUGCAGCAGCUUCCCUGCGCCGCAGGAGGGAUUUCUGCAGAAUGGAAGGGGACCAAGUGGAAAAAAUGGUGCUAUCAAAUGAUGGGAGAAAAACCGCUGUGGAUAAGGAGUGUGAUGGGGAACAAAAUAAAUCAGUGGAAAGCAAGGUUUACAUGGAUUACAAUGCAACUACUCCAGUGGCACCAGAGGUGAUUCAAUCUGUAACAGAGACCAUGUGUGGGGCCUGGGGCAAUCCCAGCAGUUCUUACCCAGCAGGUAGAAAGGCCAAGGAGAUCAUACAUGAAGCUCGGGAGAACCUGGCCCAGAUGGUGGGAGGAAGGCCCCAGGAUAUCAUUUUCACCUCAGGAGGCACAGAGGCAAAUAAUUUAGUUAUCCACACGGCACUGAGGCAUUUUAGAGAGAUCCAGGUGUUAGGACAGGAUAGAGCUGGUGAGGAUCACAAAAGGACAGCCGGGGCCAUUCCUCAUUUUGUUACAUCUAAUGUGGAACAUGACUCAGUUCGUUUGCCAUUGGAGCACCUUGUGAAAGAGCACAUGGCAGAAGCCACCUUUGUCCCAGUGUCCAAAGUGAGUGGGCAGGUGGAAGUUGAUGAUAUCAUUGCAGCAAUCCGCACAACCACAUGCCUAGUUUCCAUCAUGCUGGCCAAUAACGAGACAGGGAUAAUCAUGCCCAUCUCAGUGCUCAGCCAGCAGAUUCAGAUCUUGAAUCAGAACAGAAUGGCCUCAGGACUACCAAGGAUUUUGCUGCACACAGAUGCAGCCCAAAUGAUAGGGAAGGGACGAGUGGAUGUGCAGGACCUGGGAGUGGAUUACCUCACCAUUGUGGGACACAAGUUCUAUGCCCCACGGAUUGGAGCACUGUAUGUGCGAGGGCCUGGGGUUACCACUCCUCUGCAUCCCAUGCUGUUUGGAGGGGGACAGGAGCGGAAUUUCCGUCCUGGGACAGAGAAUACUCCCAUGAUUGCUGGCCUUGGCAAGGCUGCUGAGCUGGUGAACAAGAACUGUGAGGACUAUGAGGCUCGCAUGAGGGAGGUUCGAGAUUACCUGGAAGAGAGGCUAGAAGCUUCAUUUGGAAAGCAAAGACUCUACCUUAACAGUCAAUUUGCAGGUGCUAAGAGGCUCUGCAAUACUUGUAACAUUUCAGUCUCAGGGACAGGACUACAAGGGCGGAUGGUGUUGUCCUGCUGCAAGACUCUGCUCGCUAGUGUUGGUGCUGCAUGCCACUCGGAGAAUGGUGACCAACCCUCCUCUAUCCUGCUCAGCUGUGGGAUUCCCUAUGAAGUGGCUCAGAAUGCCUUGCGUCUCAGUGUGGGGCGGGACACCACGAAGGAGGAUGUGGACGUGGUAGUGGAAGAUCUGAAGCAGGCCGUGGCUCAGCUGGAACACAACAGUCACAUAGAGAUCAGGAGAGGGAACUGAGGGGGGAGGUCUCCUUGAAAGAACCAGUUUCCUUGAACAGGAGUCUCCUCUACCCUGUAUCUCGUGUGUCAUUGAUUGGGUGUGGUAAGCAGUCUAGUCCAAACAGAAAUGUUUUACACCUGCCUUGCCCUAGUGUAAAUGAUUACCAAAGAUGCAGGGCAAGGGAGGGCGAGCUCUUUUAGACUCUUUGCAUUCCUGAGGAACUGGCUCUCCUGUGUUGGGAAUACUACAGCUGCUAUUACAUGUUCAUUACUUUAGGAUAUUGGAGUGUAGCACGUAAUGUCACUAAAUUUGAGGAACUUUCAAAUGCUCACUUGUUCUAUGAGAAGUUAAAAACUCUGGGUUUGUGGUCUGUGCAUUUGGGUUGGGGGUGUUAGUGUAUUCAGGGGAGUGGGUAUGAUUGUGCUCAAGUAUGCCUGGAUAGUGCCUAAGAAGGAGAGUAGGAGUGUGCAUUCAGGAGUACUCUACGUUGAAGUAGGAAGGUGCGUGUGUGUUCCUAGGAUAAAGUAUUUGUACAUAGGAGGCUAUGUGAAAAUUCCAGCAUUUAUACUUAGGGUAGUGUAAGAAAGAACAUCCAUACUGGGUCAGACCAAAGGUCCAUCUAGCCCAGUAUCCUGUGUGGCUAUUCCCUGUGGGGCUUGCACUACUGGGCUACAUCUACACUGCAGGCUUCUUGUGCAAGAAAUGGCCAUUCUUGCACAAAAACUUGCAGAGCGUCUACACUGCACGCAUGUUCUUGUGCAAGUAAGCUUACAGUAAAGCAUCAGAAGGGAAAGCUUUUUGGACAAGAGUUAGUCCUCUCCCCACGAGGAAUAAGCCCUCUUGCGCAAGAAGGCAGUGUGGACGGCAACAGGGGUUUCUUAAGCAAGAAAUCCCUAUGGCUAAAAUGGCCAUCAGAGCUUUCUUGCACAAGAGAGCUCCAU
Molecule: messenger RNA, 2492 nt
Organism: Pelodiscus sinensis (Chinese soft-shelled turtle)
Lineage: Eukaryota; Metazoa; Chordata; Testudines; Trionychidae
Source: RefSeq, a predicted model, not a curated record